Tricharina praecox is the source of this 471-nucleotide messenger RNA. RefSeq names its product telomere capping, CST complex subunit-domain-containing protein. The transcript has a single exon. Gene Ontology annotation, cellular component: CST complex. The record is from RefSeq and is a predicted model, not a curated record. Lineage: Eukaryota; Fungi; Ascomycota; Pezizomycetes; Pezizales; Pyronemataceae. The coding region runs from base 1 to 471 and encodes 156 amino acids. Gene Ontology annotation, molecular function: single-stranded telomeric DNA binding. Gene Ontology annotation, biological process: telomere capping.
AUGCAACAAGAACUGCAAGGGAAUCCACUGGCACGGCCAGCUUCAACACCAUCCACUCCCCCAAGCACCAUGUCGCACUACGUCCCCGCAUCAACUCUACUACCUCUGCACGAGCUAUCGUCUCAACCAGUCGGGACGAAAGUCCGUUUUCUAGGCUGCAUCCGUGGCUAUGAUCACGCCAACGCUAUUCUGACGCUCACCACCCCGCCCAAAGCGGUUCCCCGCGCUGAUGUCGAUAUCACUCUCGCUCUGCAGACUCUGGGUAUUGGACGCCUCAGAGACGGGUGUUGGUUCAAUGUUAUCGGAUACAUCACUGAGUCGAAAAACUGUGAGGAGGGAGUUACUAUGGUGGAUGCUAUCAUGCUUUGGGAUGCAGGACUCAUUGCACCAUCCAAAUACAACCAGGUGUUGGGAGAGCGACUUGCUACUGAGAAGGAGGUGGAUGCUCAUCAACAGAGAAUGGAGAUGUAA